Heterobasidion irregulare TC 32-1 is the source of this 240-nucleotide messenger RNA. RefSeq lists its product as uncharacterized. NCBI's taxonomy places the organism in Eukaryota, Fungi, Basidiomycota, Agaricomycetes, Russulales, Bondarzewiaceae. The record is from RefSeq and is a predicted model, not a curated record. Bases 1 to 240 code for a protein of 79 amino acids. The transcript has 2 exons.
AUGCACUGGGCACCGCCGAUCUCCAUCAAAGCAAGCGACUUCAGAUAUAUACAGCAAAACCCCGCGACGCACCGCACCGCAACGCCUAUAUGCAUGCACGUGCAUCACGGCAGCGCCACUGCAGCGCCGCGCCGCGGGAUCAAAACAAGGAAGAACCUCGAUCGAGACGCGCGCAUGGGCACAGCCGCCACGGACGUCGCGACGGACCCGGAGGCACUCGACGAUCCGCAAAACAAAUGA